AUGGAGGGUGAUGCCGAUAAAGAAAACAGGGAUUUACCUUUGAUAGCCGCGAAGGAAAGGGGCCCAGGACCUGGUCGAUACAAACUACCAUCAACAUGUGGCUUUACAGACCAUGACUUUACCAAAUAUACCAAUGCAGCUUAUUCGUUUGGUCGUCGUACAAAGCUUCUAGAUCAUAGAAGAGGUCCUGGUCCAGCUUAUGGCAUUGACCCUGCAAUAACUAAGCAUGGUAAAGAUGGCACCCCGGCAUACUCAAUGUUAGCAAGGCAGCAAGGAAAAAAAAUCUUUAACACACCAUCACCAGGAGCAUAUUGCCCAGAACGUGUUCAUCCGCAGGGUGAAAAACAUGCUCCUAAAUAUUCCAUUGGAUCUAGAACACGCUAUAGAAAGACGGAUAAUAAUCCAUCAUCCAAUAAGUAUAAAUUACCACCUAUACUUGGAGCAACCCAACCCAAUAAACAAUCGUCAUCAGCAUACUCUCUCAUUGGAAGAAGAGAGAUCGGCAGUUAUUUAGAAGAUCUAGCAAAAGCACCAGGCCCAGGACAUUACCAUGCAACAUCCCCAGAUACCUUUAUAAAUAGGGCCCCAUUAUACUCCAUGAGGCGUCGCAGUUACAUGCCGGGUGACCGUACAAAGAAACCCGGACCUGGCGCUCACUGUCCAGAGAAAGUAACCAUCAAUAAACGUUCUGCUCCAGUUUUCUCUCUUGGAAUCCGCCAUUCAGAGUUUAUUUGUCCAAUGGUUAUCGAUGUUCAGGAUUAAUCUUAUGGAAUAUAUUUCUUGAAUUGACAUCCCAUAGGACAACUUUUUCAAGAAAGCCCGAUGCUUUAUAAAUCAUGUAACGUACCAACAGAAUAUCCACAUAAUAACUUAAUGCUCGUAACUUUAUUGUAUAAUGUAUAUAAAUUCUAGAUUACUUUCAGAUAUUGAUGAUUAAAAACACAUUUCAUCAAUGGUUGAAAUAUGUUGUAAUAUACAGAAUCUCUCAAAUUGUCUACAACCAAGACACGUUUUACCCGUAACCCCAAAUGUCAAAUUCAUGGAUUCUUAAUUAUGGUCCCCGACGAAUUUUGCAAAACUAAUCAUAAUUUUAUUCUACAUAUAUAUGAUAUAAUUGUUUAAUCCCCGAGACUCGCAUCGUGUCGAUUCUAAAAUC
This is a messenger RNA of Lottia gigantea (owl limpet), 1156 nucleotides long. RefSeq lists its product as hypothetical. The transcript has 5 exons. The coding region runs from base 1 to 762 and encodes 253 amino acids. The record is from RefSeq and is a predicted model, not a curated record. NCBI's taxonomy places the organism in Eukaryota, Metazoa, Mollusca, Gastropoda, Lottiidae. Gene Ontology annotation, cellular component: cytoskeleton.